AUGGAGGUUUCCGCUGAGCCUUCGCCUCCUCGUGUGUCUGAAUGCUCGGGCCUUCCCAGCGCUUCUUCUGCCGGCCUCGAACGUAGCAGCACCCCCGCGGCCGCCCCCGAUUCUUCCCAAUCUACCGUCCCGAGGAGAAGAACCUUUGCCUCUGCGGCCCAGCGAGUCAUCAUCCGGGAACGACUCAGAAAAGCGGAAGAGGAAGACGACAGCGAUGACGAAGAAGAUGAGGAUCCAGAGGAAGUCUUCUCGAAAGACCAGAUGGAAGAGAAAGCCAAAGCGGGCGAUGCCAGAGCUCAGACUCGGUUGGGUCAGCACUACUUGAUUCUUGCUGAAGAAGAGGAUGUCGAUGUAAACAAUCGCCGGGCUGUGAAUUGGUUGAUAAAAGCGGCAAAACAGGGAAGAAAGAGUGCAGCAAGAGCCUUGCAGCGCUGUUGGAUCCGUAAAAUAGGAAUCACAGCGGAGAAUGAGGAAGAUGUUCGGAAACUGUCGGCAGAGAGUAAGUUCGAAAGGGCGGUGCGUAAAGCAGCUAUGCUGAUGUACUGGAAGCUAAAUCCAGAGAAGAAGGCUAAAGUGCCCGUGACUGAGAUGCUGCAGAAUGUCGGCCAGGUCAACGCAGGACUGGGAGACGCUGGAAAAGGGAUAUCUGACCCCACCUCGGACGAGACUCAGAAAAUACUGGAAAACAUGGUCACCUGUGAGAGCGAUCGCUUGGUGGACCUGGACGACUUUGUGGAGAUGACUCAGAGUUACGCUCAAGGUAUCGCUCCCUCAUCUUCUGAACCACAAACCCCCGAUGGCACAGAGGUGGCGCUGGCCCCCUCAGAAGACGAGAAGCCCCACAGAGGGUCUUGGAAUUUUGCCGGAAGGGGGAUGAUGCUGGACACGAAGCAGACUAGCGCCAUUCAAAAAGCAAUGGCUAUGAAAUCCCGCUUAGCGAUGCUGCGCCAUCCGCUGGAUUCUGUGAUGGAGGUGAAGGAGCACCUGGUGGACUGGGCGUCGCGGGCCGGCGUCCAGUGGCUGAGCACCGUCAUCCCGACGCAGCACGUCAACACGCUCAUCUUCUUCUUCAUCAUCAGUAACCUCACCAUUGACUUGUUUUCCUUUGUCAUCCCGCUCCUGGUCUUCUAUCUUUCCUUCAUCGCCAUGAUUAUUUGCACACUGCGUGUUAUUCAGAGUAGUAAGACCUGGGAGAACUUUCGAGCCCUGACGUCCCUCCUGACCCGUUUUGAACCCGGCCUGGAUGUUGAGCAGGCAGAGACCGACUUUGGCUGGAAUAACCUCGAGCCGUACCUCUACUUUAUAUUCUCCGUCUUCUUCGUCAUAUUCUCGUUCCCUGUCGCUGACAAGGGCUGGAUACCCUGUUCGGAGCUCUCGACGGUGGCCAUCUUUUUCACGGCGGUGAGCUACCAGAGCCUCAGUCCAAUGGCUGCGACAUACGCGCGACGAGCAAUGGUCAUAGAGGUUGCUUCGUCUCUUUGUGGCCUGACUCAGCUGCUGCCUGAAAACAUGACAAUGUUCGGCAUCCUCGGACGCACCUUUGCCGCUCUGCCACUCGGGGAGUCAGUCGUGCUGCAGCUCAGUAUUCCCUGCCUGCUGUAUGUUUACCUUUUUUACCUUUUCUUCAGCAUGGCGGGAAAGCGCGGCUUCCGGGGGACGUACUGCAUCCUGGUGCCCUACCUGGUGUGCUUCAUGUGGUGCGAGUUCUCAGUGGUGCUCCUCCAGAAUUCCACGGCUGUGGGCAUACUCCGCACCUGCGUGGCCUACUUCCUCUUCCUGUUUGCGCUGCCUGUUCUGGCGGUGGGCCUCGCCAUCAUGCUCUUGAUCCAGCUCUUCAAGUGGUUCCUGGAGCUGGAGCUCACCAAGAUGAUUGUCACUUUAGUGGUGUGCGCCAUCCCCGUCACUCUCCGGCUCUGGACGCGGUUCAGCACGUCAAUUCUGGGUGUUUUCCGCUCGAUGACACGCCGCGGCCCCGUUAAACUCAUCUUACUUUGCAUCUCCACGGUGAUCCUGUUCUUCUCGAUCUACGUGUACCACGCAGAAGGUCAGAAAGUCUACAACUCCACCUUGACUUGGGACCAAUACAGUCAGGUGUGCGGACCCCCUGCCUGGCAAUCCAAAGGAAUGGCCAAGACACAGAUCUUCUGCAGCCACCUGCAGGGGCACAGGGUGACCUGGACAGGCCGCUUUCAGCACGUCAGCGUGGCCGAGACGGAGAACGGGGCGCAGUCUGUCAUUAACAUGUUGCCCGUGUUUCUUGGGGACUGGCUGCGAUGCCUCUAUGGCGAGACAUACCCUAAAUGUGAGCCGAAGAAUGGGACAAACCAGACAUCUUCCGGCUCCACGCCAGUUGCCGUCUCGCUGCCCAUGCUGCUACGAAUGCAAGAAGAAGAAGAGAUGUGUCAGAUCAAGGCUCUGGCCAAACACGCCUGCCACGUCAAGCGCUUCGACAGCUACCGAUUCCGAGUGACCGUCGGGAUGAUCGGGAACCGAAGCGCAGAGGCGGACGACCCGGGCAUGGAUAUGGUGCUCGUGGCCAGCCAUGAGUUCCGACAGGUCCUGCUCAACUUGGAAGCGGGUAAUAUGGUGGAGUUCUGCACCAAGCUGGAGGGCCGCCUAGGAGCCAAGGCCGCGGCCUUCGAGUUGAAGGCUAUCAACUGUCUGGACUGUGUUUCCCCACUGUCGCCUGGCGGUAGGCAGGUAAAGAUAGAACGAGACUGGAGACGUACGACAAUGCGAGCCCUGAAUUUUGCAUUUGAUUUCUUCUUUUCGCCGUUCCUGUCAGCGAAGAUCACCGGCUGAGAACAGAACCGAGGAGGGCACCAAAGCCAAAACCGCUGUGCUGUACUGUACCGUUCAAAAUUUGACUUGAAUUUGACCCAGCGAGCCACCUUGGAUUUCUUUAUGUGAAGAUAGUCACUGAUGUCAGCCAACAGACAUGAUAGUGAUAAAAGUAAUGUGUCAUUUUGAGUGGGCAUGAGUUUAGGUCCGUUUUUAGGGUGUUAAGACCCAAACUUUGGCUGGAAAAACUUACAUUUCCUUGGUGUGCAGGACAAUGUGUUUUUGAACCCAUUCAUUUGCUUGACUGCAUAGCUUGUUGAGAGCCACAGGGAAGAUGUGGUCUGGUAAAACGCAGUCUCCAUCCUGGACUGGUUUGUCAGUCAAUCGCGGGGAAUUUGGGAAGAGUGGGAAUCGAGCGCAUUGCAGCUGCACAAAAGCGACCAGAACCGCAGCACUAACAAUGGCUAAACUGCAUCAUUUGAAUACCUUCUGUAAAGGAGUCUUUGAAAAGAGGCAACUAACGAGGAUUUGGUCGGCCACAUCUGUAGACCAACUGAUCUUCGGGGACUAUUAUCCUAUGUUCAAACAGGAACUCUAUUCCUUUUGAAUGAUGUGAAAUGAUUUGUUUGCAUGUUUACAUGA
This is a messenger RNA of Phycodurus eques (leafy seadragon), 3423 nucleotides long. It is a transcript of the gene wfs1a, whose product is annotated as Wolfram syndrome 1a (wolframin). Bases 1 to 2802 code for a protein of 933 amino acids. The record is from RefSeq and is a predicted model, not a curated record. Lineage: Eukaryota; Metazoa; Chordata; Actinopteri; Syngnathiformes; Syngnathidae. The transcript has 11 exons. Gene Ontology annotation, cellular component: endoplasmic reticulum; endoplasmic reticulum membrane. Gene Ontology annotation, molecular function: protein binding. Gene Ontology annotation, biological process: calcium ion homeostasis; endoplasmic reticulum unfolded protein response.